AUGGCGUUCGUCAUCGUAGCAGCCCCUCGCUUGCUCCCCGGGCUCAAAGCGAGGGGUUAUGAUUCGUCUAAGCCUCGUACCCCGGCCCCCCGGCUCGUCUGUGCCGCCUCCGGCAAGGUGAGCUACCCGCUAUCUCAACACGAAGAUUUAUCCGUCCGAUCGCUCCCCUUCGUUCUCUCCGUCCUCGGACCGAUCAUCUCAGCCAGCGUCAUUUCAACGCAACAGGACGACUCGCCCAUGACCGAGGGAAAUAUGGCGGACAUGAUGGCAAAGUUGGCGGCAGCGGAGGCUGAAGCGGAGAAGCUCCGUUCGGAGCUCAAGGAGUCGGCCAAGGCCCCUGUCCCUACGGGAACAAUCGAUGAGCUCGCCAAGCAGAAGCCCGCCAAGCCGGAGAAUCGCAUCGACGGCAAAGGAGGUCGCGAGACGCUCUUUGGAACAGCUAAGAACUCGGGCGAUGCUUGGCUGAAGGACGGAAUGCAGUUUUUGGCGCGCGACCAGCCCAGUGAGCUUGGUGAAUCUGUGGAGAUGUCAAAGGAGGAUCAGGAUACAGUCAACCGCCGCCUUGCCAUUGGUCUCCUCGGCACCGGAAUCUUCGUGGGCCUGAGCCAAAUAAGCGUUGAGGCCCCUGCGCCUUCUAAGCCACUGUUCUUUUACCUUGUUCCCCUCGUAAAGACCCGCGAGCUUCUGAAGCAGGCCGCAGACCUAGCAGAGAAUGGGUACUGGGAUGAGCUAUCCACGGUGUGCCGCCAGAUUGUCGUGGCGAACAGUGCCAAGGAGAACCUGUUCAAGGCUGCAGCGUACCUCGACGCGAGGCAGGAAGAAAAGGCGAAGCAGGUGGCCUUUGACUUCCUUGAGCUGACAGAGAAGAUCGACUACAACAAGUAUUUUGAGAGCAUGGGUGCGGUGAGCGGCCAGAAGGCUGCUGAAUACAGCAAGUUCAGCAAGAAGGCUGCCAUCGCGGCUGCAGCGAAGCUCGACGAAUUUUUCGCGUUGAUGGAUAGGGACCAGCUGGAAGCGGCCAGGUCGCAAGUGAUGGCCUUUGCGGAUCCUGCUCCAGAGGCUGAGGUUGUGACGGAUGACAGCGGAGCUUCAACGGGGGAGGUAGCGACAGGUUUCUCAGAUGGUUACGAGGCCGAACAAUAA
This is a messenger RNA of Micromonas commoda, 1143 nucleotides long. RefSeq lists its product with no specific name. The record is from RefSeq and is a predicted model, not a curated record. The coding region runs from base 1 to 1143 and encodes 380 amino acids. Lineage: Eukaryota; Viridiplantae; Chlorophyta; Mamiellophyceae; Mamiellales; Mamiellaceae. The transcript has 2 exons.